This is a messenger RNA of Pyrus x bretschneideri (Chinese white pear), 2162 nucleotides long. RefSeq names its product proline-rich protein 4-like. The record is from RefSeq and is a predicted model, not a curated record. The coding region runs from base 131 to 1816 and encodes 561 amino acids. The transcript is spliced from 2 exons. Lineage: Eukaryota; Viridiplantae; Streptophyta; Magnoliopsida; Rosales; Rosaceae.
UUAUAAGCACUAUAUAAUAUAUGCCUUGUAAGUUGUGUAAUACAAGAAGCUUAAACUUGAACUGUGUAAUACCAGUGCUUAUAACCACCAUAGAUUAAGCUUUCUAGUCUUCGUUGGGGUGCGGUUCCCAAUGAAGAUCUUCCAGAAGUGCUUCUGGCUUUGUGUGCUUUUUGUGAGCUUUUGCUACGCUGAACAGACAGUUGAGGUACUUGGGGUUGGAGAAUGUACUGACUGUGAUCAGAAUAGCAUUAAGACUAGCCGUGCCUUUUCAGGUCUUCGUGUAACAAUUGAUUGCAAGCUAGAAAAUGGACACUUCAAGACAAGAGGAGUUGGGGAGCUCAAUGAACAUGGAGAGUUCAAAGUCUCACUCCCUAAAAAGAUUCUAAAAGAAGAAAACCAACUAAAAGAGGACUGUUAUGCCCAACUCCACAGUGCAUCAGAUGUCCCUUGUGCUGCCCAUGAUGGCCUAAAAUCCACAAAAAUAGUCUUCAAGUCUAAGGCAAGUGAUGGGACACAAACCUUUGGAGUGGCUGGUGGAAAGGUCAAAUUUUCACUUGUGACUUGCAUUUCUGCCUUCUUUUGGCCUCACAAGAAGCACCCAUUUUUUUCCAAGUUGCCACAUUUCCCACCUAAGGUUUUCCCUCCAAAAGUACCAAUAUUCAAGAAGCCUCUUCCUCCACCAAUACCAAUCUAUAAGAAGCCUCUUCCACCAUUAAUCCCAGUACACAAGAAGCCUCUUCCACCACCAAUCCCAGUAUACAAGAAGCCACUUCCACCACCAGUCCCAAUAUACAAAAAGCCACUUCCCCCACUAGUCCCAAUAUACAAGAAGCCUCUUCCACCACCAGUCCCAAUAUACAAAAAGCCACUUCCCCCACCAGUCCCCGUAUACAAGAAUCCUCUUCCUCCACCAAUGCCAAUCUAUAAGAAACCUCUCCCUCCCCCCAUCCCAGUGUACAAGAAGCCUAUUCCACCACCAAUCCCAGUACACAAGAAGCCUCUUCCACCACCAAUCCCAGUAUACAAGAAGCCACUUCCACCACCAGUCCCAAUAUACAAAAAGCCACUUCCCCCACUAGUCCCAAUAUACAAGAAGCCUCUUCCACCACCAGUCCCAAUAUACAAAAAGCCAUUUCCCCCACCAGUCCUCGUUCCACCACCAGUCCCAAUAUACAAAAAGCCAUUUCCCCCACCAGUCCCCGUAUACAAGAAGCCUCUUCCACCACCAGUCCCAAUAUACAAAAAGCCACUUCCCCCACUAGUCCCAAUAUACAAGAAGCCUCUUCCACCACCAGUCCCAAUAUACAAAAAGCCAUUUCACCCACCAGUCCUCGUUCCACCACCAGUCCCAAUAUACAAAAAGCCACUUCCCCCACUAGUCCCAAUAUACAAGAAGCCUUUUCCACCACCAGUCCCAAUAUACAAAAAGCCAUUUCCCCCACCAGUCCUCGUUCCACCACCAGUCCCAAUAUACAAAAAGCCAUUUCCCCCACCAGUCCCCGUAUACAAGAAGCCUCUUCCACCACCAGUCCCAAUAUACAAAAAGCCACUUCCCCCACCAGUUCCCAUAUACACGAAGCCAUUUCCACCACCAGUCCCAUUCUAUAAGCCAAAGCCACAUCCAUUCUUUAAGCCUCUCCCUCCACUGCCAAAGAUUCCUCAUCCAUUCUUUAAGCCUAUCCCUCCAUUGCCGAAGGUUCCUCACCCAUUCCUUAAGAAGCCACCAAUCCCACCACUCCACCCAAAAUAUUACUUCCCCCACCCAAAGGUGGGCAAGUUCCCACCCCUGCCACCUUUGGUUCCUCAAUAUCCUUAGGUUAUUAAAGUACCAUAUACCAUUUCCAGUUAUAAGUAGGAGCAUAAAUAUUGUUGUGUGGUGAAGUGAAAGCAUGAAGGAAAUUCAGAUCAAAAUAAAUUAAGCCUUCAAAAGUUCAAGCCUUGAAGAAAAAGAGAAGCAAAGAUCAGAAAGAUAGCUGAGAAAGUGGAACACUUGUUUAUUUAUGAGUUAAUAUUUGACUUGUUUGUAUUUUGUUUCUUUACAUUGUAAUAUCCCAAUUGUUUUUGUAUAUUUUCAUAUGCAUAUGGCUUCUGUUACAGUGUUACUUUUCAUGUGUUUCAUAGUAAAUAUUCACUAUUCUAUUGUUAUUCCUUUUGGGAUUAUA